Molecule: messenger RNA, 6080 nt
Organism: Pollicipes pollicipes
Lineage: Eukaryota; Metazoa; Arthropoda; Thecostraca; Pollicipedomorpha; Pollicipedidae
Exons: 5
Coding region: 427-2055 (542 amino acids)
Cellular component (GO): extracellular region
Molecular function (GO): chitin binding
Source: RefSeq, a predicted model, not a curated record
GGUCGCGUCGGAGCUUACUUUUGUCGCAUAUUUGCAACGAACGACCUCGCAGUGUUACUGUGCGCAAGAACGCAGCCUAUAUGACGAUGAAUUGAACACGUUUUUAACUUCGCAAAUGCAAGCUAUAACAGGAAGCGGCGACGACCGAUCAGAGACAAAAUCAAACAGAGCAGGAUACAACAGCCCUUUGUUUAUAGCAAUUGCAGUUCUCUGUGGUUUACAGUGUUGCUUUACGGUCUGCGUUAUAUUUGCCUUAACCUUUGGUUGGUUCGCACUAGUUUAAUCCAAUGACGAUGAUGUUCAAGAUUUUAACAAGCUUCCACACGGUCUUGUUCAUAACAGCAAGCCAGCAGCUGUAAUGCCAUUGGCUGCCUUCAAGACAUAUCUGUUUCAAGAUGAAGAUAAUUAGAAACCGUUUCGAACGGUAUGAAACUGCACGCUAUCAUCGUUUUAGCAGGCGUGUUCCUGUCACCUAGCACACUCGUCAGCGGCAAUCCCCAGUACGGUCAACCAAUCAUUGCCCGGGGAUCCAACGCUUACGGCGCCGGAGUUGGCUUCAACGACGACUCCCUGGUUCCGCUGAAUCAGCCCAUCUUCGACGCGCGGCAGCAGCAGCAGGGACUGCCUCGGGCGCGUCAGGCGGAGUCCCGCCCCAGUCCAGUGGCCGGGCUGGCUCCCCAGUCCGGGCCCAGGCCUCUGUCGGAUCUGGCUCCCAGUGACCAGCCGAGCCUCGGCAAUCGGCAACCAGACGGCCAACGGCCGGCUAUCGGCCUUGACGAAGUGGAUUUGCGGAUCACCGACUUCACUACUGGCGGACAGGAGCCACCCUUGGGCACUAACAGCCUUGGCAGUGGCCCCUCUGUUGCAAACAGCCCGCCUCAGCCGCAAGUGAUCGGAAGUGCCGGCCAACCCCUCCAAGGGCGAGGGCCAGGUCUUAACAACAUCCUCACUAGCCUGCCGCCGCCGACGUCCAACGAUGGAGGCGUUAUUGGGGUCGGAGCUGUCGGCGGAAACCCGGAGGUUGUUCUGGGCUUUGAGCGGAAUAGUGCACAAGUGGGUGGAGAGGCCGACGGCAUCCCCUUGUCCCCAGGCUCCGGCAGCUCUCUUCAGCAGCAGCCGCUAGUAGCCCGCGGUGGUAACACUUAUGGUGCUGGGCGGGGCAUCGAAGUGCCAACAUCAGCUCCAGUUCCGGAGGUAGGCGGUGACCUGAACAUCCAGCCUGAACAGCCGCAGACCAGGGAAGGCAUCCUGUCGCAGCCUGCCCUGCCGGAUGACGAUGAGGUGCCCACCGAGCCACGAGCAGGCAAUGCAUUCGUUGCCCCAGGACCGCGACCGAUUGGCAACAAUGAGGUCAGCACGGAUAGAGCAAUCAGCCAGCAGCCCGCACGUCCAAGAACGGCUGCUCCUGUGACUCCUGAGAGGCCAAAUGAUGGAGAGGGUCAUCACAUGGGGGGAAUUGAGUGGUUGCCUGAAUCGAUCCCCGGCCAGCCUCUUAUCGACUACCCAGUGCUCGUGAGGCUUCCAGAGUCGGGCUUCGACUGCGCUAACCAAGACGUUGAUGGCUUCUACGCGGACACGUCUGAGGAGGCCCGCUGCCAGGCGUUUUGGGUCUGCCACAACAAGCAGCAGGACGGAUUCCUCUGCCCAAACGGGACCCUGUUCAACCAACGGUAUUUCACCUGCGACUGGUGGUUCAACGUGCGCUGUGAGGAGUCGCCUGACUACUACGAGCUGAACAGAAACAUCGGCGUGGUUGGAACGCGCAUCGAUACUCUUCCGGCCGGAGUGGUGGCAGCGGCGUCCAGAGUCCAUCCAGUAUUCACCUUGCUAAGUGAGAUACUGCACUUUCCUCGAGUUCCUCCCGUGCUUCCUCACAAUAAGACCCAACCAUCAAGCAAACCAAAUGCCACUCCACAGCAUCAAACCUCCAUUGAGAUCACGGAGAAGGUGCAAGAACGUCCGAUAUCAAAUGCGCGUGCAAAUUCUAUGCAAUCGAGGAACGCAGAUGCCGAUAUGCAAUGGUCCCCUGGCAGUGCAACAUCGCAAGCAACGUAACCUUUACUCCGGAUCAAAAAGGCUCGCUUUGGAUGAACGCUAUCUCGUGGGAGAGAGGCUUGGUGGUAUGAGGUCUCAACGGCACCUCACCAAGGAUAAACAUUUCGCGGAUCCAUUGGCAAUGUCGUUGCCAGAAACCCCCGGUGCACCACAGUCUCAGGAUAGACCGAGUCCAAUGCAACAAGAUAUUCAACAUUCGGUCAAUUCAACCCCCGCUCGAACCAACCCACUGUCGUCUGAGCCCGAGACAGUUAUCGAAACCGUAGAAAAAAUUAGGUUUCCCACGGCAUCUAACUUAUCGAACACCCAAAAGCUGGAGGAAGAUAUACGCAUUGUUGAAAAGGCGGGUAACGAAACCUCACCACCACGGACCAACUUGCGUGGUGGCUUUCAGACGGCCUUGCCAUCUGCAAACCAAAUUCCGUCUGCCAUUCAGAUAACCAUGCCGAUGGGAAAUUCACCAAGAUCCGGAAAUCCGCCUCUUAUGCCCACAACUCAGCCAUCUCCACUGUCACACCAAGGACAUUCCGAACCAGCAAAAUUUAAUGAACGUCUCCCUGCUGCGUCCCCAUCACCACAGAUGUAUCAGGGACGGACACUGCCUGCACGAACCCAGGGGCAGCCUCCAGAGCAAUACCUGAACGGGCAACCAUCAGGGCUUUCUUCGUCCCGGGGACAACCUCCAGGACAGCAACGGCACAAUUCACAGCCGCCAUCAGCAGGACUGCCCCCAGGCGUGUCUCCUCAAGAUCAUGCCCAACCAGCCCAGACCCAAGGACAUGCUCCAACGUUUCCAACGCCAUAUCCACCCCCUAAGCCAUCACUAUGGUCCCCUACAGUUCAAUCACAAGGUCAGGCUCUUCACCAGCCCCAGGUGGAAUUAAAGCAGCCCCCGCCUCAGGGGAAGCCGUCUGGAACAUCAGCAGAACACCAAGCUUAUCCGGGGGGAAACGCUGCUGCCACACAGCAGGCCAUGGCUAGCACACAGCAACCCCACUACCUGGGCCAGCCUUCAGGAUCACUGUCUCCUGAAAUGAUAACAGAGAAACGUCCGGUCCCACCUCAAGAUCAGCCCCCACCCAGUCCGCUGCAGUCCCAAGCAUCCAAAAGCCCGCUGGAGCUGUCGAGGCCAAGUCAGGCACCCAUACAAACUUCAGUCGUGCAAGAUGCAUUUAGGCUCAAUGCCAGCGUUCAUGCCUCCACGCCAAGUCCCUCGAUAAAUUAUAGGGCAAGCUCCGUUAACAAACAGUUCGUGACAUCCCUAUCCCCAGCAUAUGCGCACGCAGUGGGUGGCAAUGUCUCAGUGGGUUCUCAGUCAAGUAGUUCAAACUUCUUACCACCAGGCAGCAAUGCUGCUGCAAAUAAGAGCACAGGACCAGUUCAUUCCCCUCUAGGUACUCAACAAAAUGUUCAAAAUUCAGGAUAUGCAAAAUCACAAAAACCUGGUGGAGGUGCAGUCACCGCUGAAAAUGGGCAAGCUGACAAUGACAAUCAUUCUGGCCCAAUACAGGAAGAUUCGCAUUUUCCCCCCGGGUCUGCACCGACUCCCGCGAGCAAACAGGGUGCGAACUUCGGAAGUUUGGCGCCAAAUAGCCCACAAGAUAGCAAAGAAGGCAUAGUAAUUGAUGAAGAUGUAAUUGUCGAUGAGGGCAGCUCUUCUGGCCCAGUGGAGGAAGAUGUACAUUUUCCACCGGGGCCUGGGACCAAUAAUGAGAGCAUUCCAGGGUCAGUCUCCACAAAUGCGGCAUCAAAUAGCCUUGGACCAAACGCAGGGGGCGUGGUGAUUGAUGAGGAUAUCAAGGUUGAAAGCGGUGACUCCUUGCCUCCGGAACCUGCGACUUCACAAGAAGCUGGUGGGGAUGUUAUCACCGCUGAAAAUGGGAAAGUUGACAGUAGCAAUAGUUCUGGCACAACACAGGACGAUUCGCAUUUCACCCCCGGGCCUGUACCGACUCCCGCAAGCAAACAGAAUGCGAACUUUGGAAGCUUGGCGCCAAAUAGCUCACAAGAUAACAAAGAAGGUAUAAUAAUUGAUGAAGAUGUGAAAGUCGAUGAUGGCAGUCCUUCUGGCCCAGUGGAGGAAGAUCUACAUUUUCCACAGGGGCCAGGAACCAAUAAUGGGAGCAUCCCAGGGUCAGUCUCCGCAAACACAGCAUCAAAUAGCCUUGGACCAAACGCAGGAGACGUGGUGAUUGAUGAAGAUGUCAAAGUUGAAAACGGUGACUCCUCCCCUCCAGAGGAAGAAAAAUUACAUUUCCCUCCCGAGCCAAACCCUCCUCAAGCAGGCAGCAAUAAUCCAAAUUCUUCAAUAUCCUCUCCUAAUAUUAGAGACGCAUGCGCACACGCGCAAUCGUCCCUCAAUUCGCACACUGGAAGUGGCAGCACUGAUGAUGUGCACAGUUCUCCAUGUGAUCCUGCUAGGCGAAGCACCGAUCAUCCAGAAGUCGUGCGGGACCCAUCUGCACUCCGCAAGGACAUGCCGUCUGAAAAAGACCCGCCCGAUGGGACUCUUCGUAAAAUGGACUCCGCCGCCGGCGAGAACGUCACGCAAUCUGGGAAACAAAUCCAGAUCACUUCCGAGUCUGUCAGCAAAUUUAUCGCAAAACCUUCCAGACGGGGAAGUGGCAUUCGGGAUCCCUCCGGUCUACAGCCGUCUUCUGCCAAAGGUAAAAAAUUAGGGGAUAAUCGGUCGUCUUUGAGGAGGAACGCAAUGUCCAAACACGCACAGAAGGCUUCUGAAGGAAGGCAAAAAAUAGUCACGUCACGAGGAGCGUCAGAGAAGAGUUCGUCGCUUGUAAGUGACGUACAAAUAUCGCAGGAAGUUGAUGAUGCAGAUUCUCACGAUCAAAGCUCCUUAGAUGCGGGGGAGGACUCGGCUGAUCAGAGCUACCCGGAAGUUAGGAUAACUGGAAGCGUAGAGCCUUUGUCCAAAUCCGACUUUGCUUCAAAGCUGGCUGGGACCAUGCAUGCUGUCGAUGAGACCCUGGGGCAAACUUCCAGGGCCUCUGAACAUGACUUGACACUUCCGACGCAAAAUUUCGAUUCUUCGAUGUCGCACAUUGACAAGAAAUAUGACACAAAUUCGGGAAAUUCCCUUCACAAACCCCUGGGAAUUAACCUUAAGGUAUUUAUCAACCAGCCACCAAUGAACACGUCGGCUCAUGAGAAGGGAAUCUCUGUCACAUCACACGCAGAUGAACAAGCACCUCUAUCUGCCAAAAAACGUCGCAAAAUAACAUCGUUAAGAAGCGUCGAUUCCGUUAUGGACGUUGCAGCUGAGCAGCUAGCCAACGAUGGAUACGACUAUGAUUUUGCUCAGCUUCCGUCAUGGAUGCAAAGGGCCUCCAAGCGAAGCGUGGAAUCGCUUCCCAGCGUGGCAUAUUCAGAUCAAGCUGCACCUGAAGAACUGUCCGUAAUUCAGAGGAGACCACACAUACCUCAUAACCCAUUGCGAUCUGUUCGCAAGGUCAGCUACGUUCAUCACCCUAAUCCAAAGGACACGAAACGAGGACUAGCCGUGCCCAGAGUUCAGAAAAUGUUCCAAAGCGCUCGGGCCAACCUAAUGCAAAUUCUUGGCGGCCCGAAAGACACUCUUGAUUCCGAAAUAGAUGGCCUUCUUGACGAAGCCCCCGCCGACAAAGAUAAAAGAAACAACGAUAUGAGGCUGCGCCUUGAUUCCAGCAGCCUUACAUCGUACCCAGACCAAGAUUCAAGUUUUCUUUGAUAAUGCUCUCGGCGAGGACCCUCAGCUUUCCUUGUACGGCACGCACUAAAGUUUGAAUAAUCUCUACCGUGCCGAUGUCGGUCUCCUCAAUCCUAGAACGUGCCUCUUAUCCAGUCCGCCUGUGCAAGCUCACAGCAUGGUAAUCCUAGAACGUUGUAACCCAGUGUGUGUGUAUGUCAAUUGUUUGUUAAAAUUGUUGAUGAUUACUGAUAUUAUGAGUGUCGCCUGUUGUGUUGAUCGAGAUACUCAGAGUGUCUGAUACACGUGCCAGUUGUGUUGAUGCAAUAAAAUGUUGUUGUGA